AUGACCUCAUUACCCAUGUUCAAUGCUGAAGUAUUCAACUCCAUCAAUCAGAAAGGCUUGAUUUUCUUUGUCCGCAACAAUCUGUUGAGCGACAGCGACCGCGCCUUCAAGCACAUUUCUGACUUUAUGCUGGCACUGAUUCUGACCUUGGUGCUAUCCCCCUUCCUGUUCGGCUUGUACGCUUGGGUAUGGAUAGCGACCGACGGCAAACCCAUUUUCAGACAAAAGCGUAUCGGUCAAGAUGGGCAAGUGUUCAAAAUUUACAAGUUCCGUACCAUGCGAGCCGAUGCAGCCGAACAACUGGAUAAAAUCCUUGCGGAAGACCCUGAUGCCCGCGAAGAAUGGGAACGUGAUCGCAAGCUCAAAAAUGACCCGCGCAUCACGCGGAUCGGUCAAUUCCUGCGGCGUACCUCGUUGGAUGAACUGCCGCAACUGAUCAAUGUGCUACGCGGGCAAAUGUCAUUAGUCGGCCCCCGUCCAAUUAUUGAAGAAGAAAUCGUUGCUUACGGCGAAUAUAUCGAUUAUUACCAGCAAGUUAGGCCGGGCAUCACCGGUUUAUGGCAAGUCAGUGGGCGCAAUGAACUGAGCUAUGCCGAGCGUGUCCAGUUGGAUGUCUGGUACGUGCGCAACUGGUCACUGGAACUGGAUUUGAUUAUCCUCACCAAAACUUUUGUGGCAGUCCUCUUACGUAAGGGCAGCUAUUGA
Molecule: messenger RNA, 705 nt
Organism: Darwinula stevensoni
Lineage: Eukaryota; Metazoa; Arthropoda; Ostracoda; Podocopida; Darwinulidae
Source: the annotation of a GenBank genome assembly